CACUAAUAUAUAUUUUACAAAAAAAAAAGAAAAAAAGAAAAAAAGAGUUUGAUUUGAACCACAAAAUGAGAGCAGCUCAAAAAAAGAAGGGAAGCAGCUCAGUGAAGAGAAAGAAAGAGAACUGAGCAACGAAGAAAGAGAGGAAGAGAAGAUUCGAAGAGAGAGGCAGAAGAACAGCAAAAAGAGUAGUGAAGAGAGGAAGAAACAGCAAAGAAAGCAACGAAGAGAGAGAGAGAAGAUUCGAAGAAGAAGGAAGAAGCGUACCUGGUUGAUUGUGGCUUCAAAUUAAAAAAUUUGCCGUUGAAAUUUGCCCUAAUCGCAAGCUUCAAAUUUGGAUCGCACAGAGUCGCGAUCCAGAAACGAUCCCACCGAUCCCAACGACCCUAGUACGAUCCCACCACGAUCUUGACAUGGAGUCGAUCCAAAGUGCGAGUUGGAUCGAAUGCUGUAUAUUGGGUCAUAGGAUCGUACGAUCUUACGAUUCGGAUUGCGAUCUUAACAACCUUGGUUGUAGGGUGUUAAUUGCCACUUUAUAAGGCAUUUAGCUGUGGAGAAGAAUCGAACGUUGCUCAUUAAACUAUACCCAGAAAUAUCGAAUUUAACCAGAGACAGUCCUCCAAUUGCAUCGUUUAUCAUUCGAGUGGUCUGCUCCAUGGGAGAUCGCAAGUCUUUGAUUCACCCAGAAAUUACAGACAAGAAGCUCAAGAAUAACGACGAUUUUGUUUGGGCAAUUGAGGUUCCAUUAACGGGGAAAUUCAUAAUUGACGUUGAAUUCCUUGAUUUGAAGAUUGUACCUUUAGAGGGUGGAGAACCUUGCUAUGAAAAAGAGGAAUGCAAAGGAGCAGAAUUCAAACGAACUUCAAACGAAUUGACCUUGAGCUAUGAACAGUUUGAUUUGUUUCCAGCCCUUAUUCUACAACAAUUAUAUCUUCUAGAGGCAUGCAUGACUGUAUUUGAAGAUGCUCCUGUUUUCCACCCAUCUGAAGAGGAAUUCAAAGACACACUUAAGUAUGUUGCAAGCAUACGACCACAAGCAGGGUCCUACGGAAUUUUUCGUAUUGUUCCUCCUCAUUCAUGGCAACCACCGUGCCUUCUUAAGGAAAAGAACAUAUGGGAAUGUUCCAAGUUCACUACUUAUAGUCAACGGAUUAAUGAGUUACAACAUUUGUAUUUAGAGAGAAAACUUCAGGGAAAUCAUGAGAAGAUGAAGGGAAAAAGGAGAAGAACUUUGGGAAUGAGCUUGGAAUGUGGAUCAGAUGAAGUAUUUGUCUCAGACCCUGAUAAAACUGGGCAUUAUAAUGAAGGCUUUGAGUUCAAACCUGGUGAAGAGUUCUCAUUAGAAACUUUUAAGAAAUAUGCAGAUGAUUUCAAAAGGCAUGAUUUUUGCAUGGAGGGCAGGGUUAUAGUGUCAGAUGAUAAUUCCUCCGUGUUUGAAAACCACUGGGAGCCUUCAGUGGAAAAUAUUGAGGGUGAAUACAGACCGAUUGUUGAGAAUCCAACUGAAGAGAUAGAGGUGCUACUUGGUCUUAAUCUGGAAUCUAAAGUUCUUAGAAGUGGGUUUACAGUAGUAUCAGAUUCAGCAGAGACAUUUAAGUAUCCUGAAUAUGAAGAAUCUGGUUGGAACUUGAAUAAUAUUUCUAAGUUGCCUGGUUCUCUUCUUGUUUUUGAGAGCAACAAGACUUCUAGCAUUUCGCUACCUCGGCUCUUUGUAGGAAUGUGUUUUUCAUCUCUUCUUUGGAAAGUUGAAGAGCAUCACUUGUAUUCACUGUGUUACAUGCAUUUGGGUGCUCCAAAAGUAUGGUAUGGCAUACCAGGACGAUGUUACUUUAAGUUUGAGGUAGCUGUGAAAAAGUACUUUCCUGACGUGUUAGUAGAAAAUUCUGGAUUGCUUAAUAAGAUGAAACCAGAAGAAGGGUCCAUCAGUCACAGGGUCCAGAGGGUGGCUAAAUAUCAUUUUCUAAAGGUUCUGAUGAACUUAACAAAUGACAACCCUAUGUGCUGUCAGCAAAUUGCUGCCUGUGGAGGACUGGGGAAACCUUGUCUUCAUUGAUUGCUGGCCACUUUCCAUCAUUCAGUUCAUCUUUGCCUCCCGUCAGCGAUAUAAGAAAUGAUACCUUGUUGUCCAAGUCUUAAGACAUUUGAA
Messenger RNA from Camellia sinensis, 2143 nucleotides. The record is from RefSeq and is a predicted model, not a curated record. Lineage: Eukaryota; Viridiplantae; Streptophyta; Magnoliopsida; Ericales; Theaceae.